Xenopus laevis (African clawed frog) is the source of this 2843-nucleotide messenger RNA. RefSeq names its product intraflagellar transport 27 L homeolog (gene ift27.L). The record is from RefSeq and is a predicted model, not a curated record. Gene Ontology annotation, molecular function: GTPase activity; GTP binding. NCBI's taxonomy places the organism in Eukaryota, Metazoa, Chordata, Amphibia, Anura, Pipidae. The transcript is spliced from 8 exons. The coding region runs from base 161 to 721 and encodes 186 amino acids. Gene Ontology annotation, cellular component: intraciliary transport particle; motile cilium.
AGGAAGAGGUGGGGCAUGACUGUUACAAACACACACACACACAGGAGGAAACAACCACGUUACCAAGUGAUACCAGUUAUAUCAGCAGCGUGCGAGUGCAUCGGUUUCCAUUAUAGAAGGAUUUUGACUGCACAAUUGAAGGUCUGUCCAAACUCUUAUCAUGGUGAAACUUUCAGCCAAGUGCAUUGUAGCAGGUGACACAGCUGUGGGGAAAAGUACCCUGGUCCAACUUUUCCGGAGCGAUGGGAGCCAUUUCCCAAAGAAUUACAGUAUGACCGCUACCGUGGAGGUUUCUGUAAAAACAGUUCAGAUUCCAGAUACCGGAGACAGUGUGGAGCUCUUCCUCUGCGACAGUCCUGGCAAAGCAAUCUUUUAUGAGAUGACAGAGAAGCUGUGGGACCAGCCGGGAGCACUGUGCUUGGUGUUUGAUGUCACCAAUGAGAGCUCAUUCAGUAGCUGCACUAAGUGGUUGCAGAGAGUUAGAUCGAAGACAUUGAGCCCUCAUCUCCCAGGUGUGCUUGUGGGUAACAAGACAGACAUGGCAGGACUCAGAGCAGUGGAAAAGGGGCAGGCGGAAGAGUGGGCAGCAAGCAACGGACUGGAGUAUUUCGAGACUUCUGCGAAAGAACUGGAAAACUUUGAGCGGCCAUUUCAAGCACUGGCAAAAGCUUUUCAUCACCUGUACCAGGAAAGAGUGGAGCAUUUCCAGAGCCUGGUGUAAGGUCGCAGCAGGACUUUCAUCAGCAGUCACUGCUCCUCUGGUACCUCUGAUGGGACAACUCAUAGCUGAUGUGUAUUUGGAUAGACUGCACAGCUUUAAUGGACCAUGUCAGGGUCAAAGCUAGAGAUGGAGCCCUAGUCAAUCGAGGAAGUUUGAGGCUUUUUCUUAUGAUAAUUGGGAACCUGUGACUGGCUUGCUGUUAUUCAACUGCAUAUUCCAGCAUUUUCAGCUGUUGAAAUGAUGCUGGAAAUUGUAGUUACAUGAAGGGCCACAAGUUGGACUUCCUAAUGAACACUAAGAAAUUAAUAAAGUAUGCUUAAUUUGUAAUUAGUACUUUCAUCUGGCCAAACAGGGCAAAUUCUCUGUCUCAAUUUUCAUUAUCUCAAAGUUAAAAAUGAUUUCUUUACUAUAGCACCACCAUUUGGCAGCUGUGUGCCCAUGUAUUGCUACCGAGUGGCAAAGGUGGACAUUCAUAUUAAACGGGUGGUUCACCUUUUAAGUUAACUUUUAGUGUGGCCAAUUCUAAGCAACUUUUCAAUUGGUCUUCAUUAUUUAUUUUUUAUAGUUUUUGAAUUAUUUGACUUUUUUUCUUCUUAUUCUUUGAAAUGGGGGGUCACUGACCCCAUCUAAAAAAACAAAUGCUCUGUAAGACUAUAUAUGUAUUGGUAUUGCUACUUUAUAUUACUCCUUUUUCUUGUCAGAUCUAUUAAUAUUGCAAUCUCUUAUUCAAACCAGGUAAUUAGGACCCUAGCAAUCAGAUUGCUGAAAUUUCAAACUGGAGAGCUGCUGAAUAAAAAUCUAAAUGACUCAAAAACCACAAAUAAUACAAAAUGAAAACCAAUUGCAAAUUGUCUCAGAAUAUCACUCUCACAUCAUACUAAAAGAUAAUUUAAAGGUGAACAACCCCAUUUAAAUGUACAGAGACUAUACUAAGCACAGCUUUACAGGCCAUCAUUACUAGGUGUACAGCACUGUACAGGUCCAUGUAGUGACUUCUGCCUGCUGUAAGAAAAGUCAUAUGAAUGAAAAUGUGAUGUCCUUUAUGUAUGAUGAUGUCGUGCCAUCCUUUCAGUUCACAAGCCAACUGAUGGGGCAAAGUAAUGCAUUGUGAAUUUCUGGAACUUCAGCUGUUGUCAUCUCACUCUUUAGUUGAGCUGGCAGCUCUAAAUGAUGCCUACCUGAGACCUGAGCACCUCCCACGGUCAAUGACCAGAAUAUAGGCCCACCCGCUAUCAGAAGAACCACACAGAGAGACGGAAUUAAGAUUCUAGGUCUUACCAAUGUAAGAACAAAGAUAGCCAAGCCAAGCAUUUAUUUCAGUUACAAGUAUAACUGCAAACAUCAUUCCUCUAGUUCAAAGAUCUCUCUUGCUGCUCAUCAUUGUGAUUGGCUGCCAGUACUAGAGAUGUGUAGUAUAUGGCACUUUUGCUGCAGCUUAGGGGUAUAUGGUGUUUCUAAGGAAAACAAGAUGUUGUUAUAAAUACGCCUGUCACAGAGGCACUUGACAUAUAAAUAAGAAACAGCACCGUUCAGUUUAUUUCUGUUUAACCAUCCAUAUUUGUUGUGAGUAGCAGGUUGAAAAGCUUAUUUUGAGACCUUCCAAGCACUCCAGUCAAGUGACACUUAAAGGGAACUUAUCAUCUAGAACACCGGUGGGAAACUUUGUGAACAUCAGUGUAGGCACUCUGCACACUUGUCUGAACAAGUAGCCUUAUGUCUACUAAUAACUGUGCCACUGAAGAAUCGUCUUUUCUCUCCCACCUCUCUCUCAUAGUACCCCUGGUGCAGGGAAUAAUAUAGAGCGGUGCCACAUCUCUAAGGGAUGUCAUUCAGAGCUGUGGGAGAAAGUAAUAUAAUACUCUCUGCUUUAUAGCGAGACUUAAAAUAAUAGGCAGAGAACUUCCAGAGCUAUUAAUGUGGCUCAUGUUGCACAUAAACGUAUAUUACCCUUUAUUAUGAUACAGGAACAUUACUCUUUAUAGGAAGGAGAUAGCAUAAGGAUACUGCUCUGGCCUGCAUUGUUUUCUUUUGUUUUCUAAUCCAAUUCUUUCUCCUUCUUCCAGCCCUUUGGUAACAGAAGAGUUCACCAAGCUAGGUAUAUUAGAGUGAUUUUACUGAGUAA